Messenger RNA from Balearica regulorum gibbericeps (East African grey crowned-crane), 2535 nucleotides. Lineage: Eukaryota; Metazoa; Chordata; Aves; Gruiformes; Gruidae. The record is from RefSeq and is a predicted model, not a curated record.
AUGGACAGCAUGAGUACAGAAAAGAGCCAAAAUAGUAUUGUUUCAAGGAUCAAAGUUUUUGAAUCCCAAGGAAGUAAUGAUACCUCAGGAUUAUCAAAAAAGCCAGAAAUUGCUCCUCGUUCAUUCACCCCAAGACCUGUUACUGCAAAGAAGCCAGCAGUUGCUCCAAAGCCAGGGGUAAGUAGAAUUUCAGGAGACUGGGAUGCAUGGACAGAAAGCAAAUCAACACCUUCCAAGGAAUUGCAGCCUCAACCUGAAGUAGUGGGAAGCAGUGUUGUAACCAAACCUGAACUGCCAAAGAAGCCAAAACCUGGCCUUGUUAAAAGUAGUAGUAGUGAUUUUCUUGAUGCAAGGAGUGGAUCAGUUGCAGAGAGCAGCAAUGGACAAAAGAAAUUUCCUGUUCCUGCUCCAAGACCUCUCGUUCCUAAAAAGUCACGUUACGCAGAAAAUCCUGCCCUUUCUUUGGCCUCACUAAAACCAAUUGCUGCUCCCCCAUGGACUUCCGUAUCUGCCCAAGAAAAAGUCUUCAAGCCUCUGGGGGAAUUGUCACCUGCAACCAACUCCUCAGCACCUGCUUUGCAAAAUAAACCAGAUGUGGAAGGAGAUCUGAUCAGUUUUGAUGAUGAUGUUUUGCCCCUAAGUCCAACUGGUGCAGUUAAAGAUAACAUCAGUUCUGAAGCAGCAGCAGAUCCAUUUCAGUUCCUUACUAAAAGUGAACCUGCAAAGGAACAGACAGCUCAACCAGCUUUAGCCCGGAAACCCACUGUGAUCCGAAUCCCAGCUAAACCCGGGAAAUCUUUAAAUGAAAUCCCGCAUAGUCCUCCGCCACUUCCUGCUGAAAAGCCUAUUGGGAACACCUCUGAUAUCACAGUGGGAAAACCCAACAGUGGUGACCUAGUAAAAAAAGUGGAGUUGGAUCAUUCAGAACAGGGUGGACUGCCUCAGCCAGAACCUGUAUUACCCCCAAGGCCUGUGGAUGGAAGAAUUAUACCUGCUCGACCUCCCCCACCUAGAAGUGUUCCUGGAAGGCCACCUCCACCAAAACUCUCUGCAGCCAGGACCUCCUCCCAGAAGGAUGCUCUUUCGCGAUCUACUUCCAACAUUGCUCCUGAUAAAAAACCCAGCAAGUUCAGACUGGGACCCAAGAGAGCAAAAAGUCAAGUCUUUAAAAAUCCAGAUCCAGCAUUACCUCCUAGACCUAAACCAGGUCAUCCUCUCUACAACAAAUACAUGCUACCUGUGCCUCAUGGAGUUGCCAAGGAAAAUUGUCUUCCCAGGAACCCUGGAGAACUGUCCUGUAAGGAUUCAAACCACCCUCCAAAAGUUUCUGACACAAGCGCACCUCAUGCUGUAGUCCUGCAUGAUUUUCCUGCAGAACAUGCUGAUGACUUGGACCUUCAUUCUGGAGACACUGUUUGUCUUUUGGAGAAAAUUGAUUCUGAGUGGUACAGAGGAAAAUGUGGGAAUCGCACAGGGAUAUUUCCUGCCAGCUUUGUUAAAGUAAUUAUUGAUGUUCCAGAAGAAGGCAACAGGAAAAAAAUACCCUGUUCAUCACGCUGUAUUAAAGGGCCAAGAUGUAUAGCACGAUUUGAAUACAUUGGAGAUCAGAAAGAUGAGCUCAGUUUUUCAGAAGGUGAAACCAUUAUCCUUAAAGAAUAUGUAAAUGAAGAGUGGGCCAAAGGAGAGCUCAGAGGCACAUCUGGAAUUUUCCCCUUGAACUUUGUGGAAGUAAUUGAAGAUCUGCCUGGAACAGGUACAGGAGAAGCACUGAAGAACAAGGUGGAGGUUUCUUCUUCUCUUCCUCAGAACAACAGACACUCAGUAGAGUGGUGUGAAGCACUUCAUGAUUUUACAGCAGAAACCAAAGAUGAUUUAUCCUUUAAAAAGGGAGACUACAUCCAAAUACUGGAACAAGUAGAUUCAGAGUGGUAUAGAGGAAGACUGAAUGAAAAGGAAGGGAUUUUCCCAGCAGUUUUUGUUCAGACCUGCUCAGCCAGGGUAGAACUGUCACAGGCUGUAGGAGGGAAGAAAGGAAAAGCCAAAGCUCUUUAUGAUUUUCAUGGAGAAAAUGAAGAUGAGCUUUCCUUCAAAGCAGGUGAUACAAUAACAGAGCUGGAAUCUGUAGACGAGGACUGGAUGAGUGGAGAGAUACAAGGAAAGUCUGGGAUAUUUCCCAAGAACUUUGUUCAGAUUUUAAAAACACCGUGAAGUGUUGCCUCUCCUUGUACUCCCUGUGUGUGGGAGAGAAUGUUUUCUGUCCAAAAGGCACAGCAAAGACAUCAACGUGUUUUGACGAUCAAUGUUUUGCACUACUUUUUCUAGACAGUCAUACUAGUAUCUUGAAGUCAAAUAAGAAAAUUUUAGUCUUUUGUGACAGUGUAUGUAGUCAUGCUUCAUGAAUGCUCUGAGAGCAAAUACAAGCAGGAUUUUUAGCAGUUUCCAACUAGGGAAAUACUGUGGUGCAACACCAUUUUAACUUAAAUAGCAUUCUACUAUGUUUACUAUCUGGUAUUACAUUUAUCAUGCACAAAGUCU